GUUUACUUGGCUUGCUCAAAGAUGUUCGUAAUGCAUGCUUGCGGUGAUUAUUAGAGACUACUCCAUUGCUACCCCGGUUUCAAUAACGUUCAACCAGCAUAUGCUCUGUAGAAGAGUUCUUAUUAAUAUGAUUUACGGAUGUCUGAGCUUAUUGGAGAGUGUUACCAUACUACGAUUCAUUAUUGUUUCUUGUCAGAAUGUCUACAUGCUAUAUAGUAAUUCCUGACAGUAUAAAAGUAUCGUUCUGGACAAAGACAGCCAUAGUUUUUACUUCAGUCUUCAAAUUACUAUGUAGCCCUUUUGACUUUCAUUAGCUAAUAAACAUUUUUAAAACGAUAUAACGGUCUUGGUGCUCGACUGAUAGCGGAAUGAUAUGGAAAGUUAUAUGGCAGCUGCUUAAGCAAUGUCGACAAAAAAACAUAGCGUUUGGAUCAAUGUGGUGCAUGGUAUGUCACCAUCAAGGACUAGGCCUAGUUC
Molecule: messenger RNA, 477 nt
Organism: Umbelopsis ramanniana AG
Lineage: Eukaryota; Fungi; Mucoromycota; Umbelopsidomycetes; Umbelopsidales; Umbelopsidaceae
Exons: 1
Coding region: 35-226 (63 amino acids)
Source: RefSeq, a predicted model, not a curated record